AUUGUUUCUAAUAUCAAACAUCUUCCAAUUGAGCCCUUUAUACGUUGAAGCCGGAUCCUUGAAAUACAGUAAUGAUCCAUUAAUGUCAGUACUAAGUGCACGUCCUCAGGAGUAUGCCGCGACAAAGGUAGCUGCCGGCUCACCGGCGUUGAUUGCAGUUGAUCCCACCCACGCCGGUCUUGCCACAGCAGUUAAUACCGCAGCUUCGGAUGUGGCAGCCGCUAGUAUGCUCGAUAGUCAAACAGAUACCGGAGGUGAAAUUAUUGCACCCAAAUGGGAAAGCCCAUUAAGUGCACAGGAGCCGACAUGCGAACAAUUGCGAGCCAUGUGGAUAUUUUCAAAGAGACAAUCCAGAGCUGCAGAAGUUACGAACGAAAUACCAACAUAUCGCGAUCCUUUUGUUUAUAACGUAUGGGACCCAUUUUACUCGUCUACUCGCAGCUUUGGGGGAAGUGUACCUAUGUUAGCGGGAUAUGCUGAUCGUUCUCGUCCGCCAGUCUUCGGCAGGGUGGUUAGCCUGGAGCCUAUCCUAUCACAACGUGUCAGUAUUGGUCAUCGCCAAAGAUUAUAUGGAAUCGAUGGAAGUAAUUAUGGUGGCAUGCCUCCACGCAUUUAUGGGUCGGAAGCGAAAACAACAUCGAGCUAUACUGGCGGCGGCGGUGGCACUAGCUCGCGGCGCCUUUCGAAAUAUCGUCACGUAGGCUCAAAUGGUUCGGUAGGUGCAGGAGUUACUGGAGGUAAUCAGAACUCAGUCAAUGUUCAAGGUAGUUUCCAGCGAUUGAAAGAGCUUAUUUGGACCGAGCGCGCCAAGGAACUAACACAACAAAGAAAAGCCGAAGAACUAGCAGCACGUGCAGCCGUUCUCAAAGAAAUAGCAAAAGGUCAAAAUAUUCAUUCGUCUUAUAAGCCCUCAAAAUCCGAAUCGCCGUUGAUGGAUGAAAAUCGUAGCCCCGAUCAAAAUGUAUAUCAACAUUUAGUCGAUGGUCGCAUUUCCAUUGCCACUGGGCAAUCACAUUAUACAGAGAACAAUUAUAACAAUAAGAAAAACAGUAAAUUAUAUUUGAACAACGCUACCAGCAGCAAUAGACGUAAAAAUGGUAGGAACGGUAAGCCUGGUAACAGCAUUACCGAGGGGAAAAACCUUGGGCUCUCCUCCUCCCUGCGUAGUUAUUUCACAAAUACUAACAAUGUUGAUAAGCUAAGGUCAUUACCGCGACUUACAAAAGAGGGCACUGGACCCGCGGCAACAGUUCCUCGUAGAACAUACUCUAUGGAUGAAGAACAUAGCAUGGGUAUAUCGAGGGUAUAUGCACUACGCCCAUCACACUUCCGUGAACGCAACCGCGUAUUAUUAAGAGAGGAUACACCAUUAGAAAAGAGCUCGAACACAGCCCCAUUUUCCCGAAAGAUUCGAGCACAAUUAAAAUCCGACAUACACAACGGAGAGGCAAUGUUGUUGCAGAGCUUCGUAGAGAGUCUGAACCGCUUCACGCUUACGCCAGCCAAUAAGAAGAAAUACGAUAUGAAAAUUGGUAAGGAUGCAUUUUUAUACAAGUUCCACCCUAAUGAGCCCGACUUCCGCUCACUGCCGUCAAUCGGAAAAGCAGUAAACAAGUCAUAUAUAGACAAAAUAACCGAUAAGUAUGACAUUUAUGAACCACCAGUCACGAGAAAAAAAGAUUGCGAUGAAGUGAACACAGGUCCUCAGGUAUUCUUGACAUACUUCCAUCCACAAACAGAUUAUCCAGGAACUGCUAAGAUUGAUGCCGUUGAAUUUUAUGACUACGACAACUAUUAAUAAUUACACUAAAAUAGUAAUAAAGCUUUUAAGGCUGUAUAAAUGUUCACUACAGCAACACAGGUGCGUAGAGUAGUUAAUUAAACAAGUAGCGGAAAGCAGGAUCUAUCGAGUGCGGAAAACAUUACAAUAUACGGUUAAUAAACUGAACCAUACACUCGUAUGUCUGUCUAUACAUGUGUUUAUAUAAUAUUUUCAAUUUCAAAAAAUUGGAGAAUAGUUAUUAUAGUUAUAUGUUUGUAUGUAUCUAUCAAAUGUACAAGUAAAAACAAAUUAAUAUUAUAUUUUAGAUAUUUUGCGUUUAUCAUGCCAAAGUUACAUCGUUUGUAAAUUAGUUUAAUCGGCGAUCUCCUGUCACACAUAAUCAGACGUUGAAAUAUUUUUUUCAAUUAAACUAACUAAUUUUCCAUUAUUUGGAUGUUGAUCGGAACAGCACUCAAGCCCGAUGUUUCCGAAUCGUAGCGGAAAUGAAGUAUUUGUUAUUUUAUCCUUCAAUUUGCUUAUACUUCGGAACACAGAAGGUCUCUCAUCUUUGCAUGGGACAUGAGGAAAGUGUAUAAAUUUCAACGAAAAUAUUAGAGAUUGCAACGAGUUCCAAAACUAAUAACCUUAUACUUUUAUUUUCAUAUAUCACUAUUAAUUUUUGCUCCGGAGAAAGGAAAAUCGCUUCAGCUGUUAGAAAACCCCAGCCCCAAGAAUAUUUAUUUAUAUAUGUAGAUGUGUAGAUCGGCAGUUAUAUUAUGCUAUUCUUUACUUUAUUUUAUAAAUUAAAUGUCAUUAUUGAGUGAAGGAGCGUUUUCAUUUAUACCGUACUGACAAAAAGUUUUAAUAAGGAAGUCAAAUCAAGGACUAUUUAUAAAAUUUUCAUUAAUGAAUAUUAGGAGGCUAAUCAUUGGAACGGUAGUAAAACUCUUGCUUCACAAUAUUUCGCUGUUCUUUAUUUAGAAUCAAAAAUCAACUUGCAAUGUGCGAAACAAUAUACAUAGAUGAUUACACUCCACGAACACGGCAUUUUCGCCCAUCGGGUACUUGACAUAAAUGCAAAUUCUUGCCCUACAAAUUUUACCAGAAUUUCAGGGAUAAUUGCUAGGGAUUGUUAUCAAAUAAUAAAAAAAAUUGUACAUUUUGGAAUUCGUUAUAAAUCUGCACUUACCAUGUAAAAAUUCUCAUAUUUGCUUACACUGGCUUUACUCAUAAAGCCUAUUCUGCCGAGGUAACAAAAUUACUGUUAUCAGUAAAAUAAAUUUUGUUACUUUUCUUU
Messenger RNA from Ceratitis capitata (Mediterranean fruit fly), 3059 nucleotides. RefSeq lists its product as uncharacterized. The transcript is spliced from 5 exons. The record is from RefSeq and is a predicted model, not a curated record. The coding region runs from base 83 to 1798 and encodes 571 amino acids. Lineage: Eukaryota; Metazoa; Arthropoda; Insecta; Diptera; Tephritidae.